AUGGAUGACCAAGUAGAAGUUCACUUCCAAACUGAUUUAGGUGAAGAUUGGCAAGUUUCUGAAAGCUACUGGAUAAAUACCAGCAGUGGAAAAACUGAGCUUCAAGAUAUAAUUCUUCAGCACCUUAACAAGCAAGCGAAUUUGAUGCUUCUUCUUAAUGGAGACAUCAUCACGAAUUCUUUAGAAGAGUAAUUCCUAUAUAGGCAUAUGAGGACUCAAGGACUCUCUACAGAGCAAAAAAUCGAAAUUUGGUUUUCUAUCGAGAUUCCACCACCUUCUUCUCUAGGAGAAAUACAGCAUGAUGACUGGAUUUCAUGUGUCCAGCUGACAAGCCAAGGGUGCUUUGUGUCAGACUAUGGAGGAUUUCUGGCACUUUAUAAUGAAAACCAAGAAGAAAUCAUAAAAAAUCAGAUUUUUAGCCACCCUAUAAAAUCGAUAGAUUUCAAUGAAAAUUCUAAUUUGCUGAUCGCAAGCUCUAAAACUGGCGACAUAAAAAUCUACAAUUUCCAAGAAAAUUCAUUAGAAGAGUCAGCAUUUUCGCAUAUAAAGCACAUAGAAAAAGUCACAUCUAAUCCUUCAGGCUCCAUGUGGGCUGUUGGAACCUAUUCAGGAGAAAUAAACCUUGCCAAAAUUAACGAAGAAACCGCAAAUAUACGAGAUGGAACUAAGAAGCAAAGACUUGACAAGUUUAACAUUGAAAUAAACCAGUUAAAUUUGCCACAUACAGACUGUAUAACUGGGCUUAAGUGGCCGUCUCUUGAUUUGUUAUUAACAAGCUCUACUGAUCAUUCAAUUAUGGCUGUCGAUUUAGAGACCCAAUCUGUAAUUUCAAGCAUUUUGGCUCCAAGGUCUAUUCAAGCAUUCAAUGUUUUUGAGAAUAACAUUGCAGCUGGUUUUGAAAAUGGGCUAACACAACUCUAUGACUAUAGAAAUUCACAAGUAAAUGCUAUUUAGAAAAUUGCUUUAUUGGAAGGGAAAUCUUGGGUAAGAGCUAUUUCAAUGAAAGACUUGUAUAUUGCUGUUGGGCAUGAAAACGGAAAUUUAAGGUUUUUCGAUAGAAGAAGUGUGAAGAGUCCAUUGCACACAAUAGAAGCUCACCAAGGAAAAGUAUUGACAACAGAUUGGCUGAAUAGUAUUAUUUCUAGUGGAGGGUCAGAUUCAAUAGUAAAAUAUCACACAUUUAGUUAG
This is a messenger RNA of Blepharisma stoltei, 1188 nucleotides long. NCBI's taxonomy places the organism in Eukaryota, Ciliophora, Heterotrichea, Heterotrichida, Blepharismidae. The record is from the annotation of a GenBank genome assembly.